CACAUAAAUGAAAAUGAAACUAAAAUGAAACACAGUCAACGCAGGUUUGUGCCCUAUAAAGAAAUAGCAUACUUAUUAAACAUUCUUUUAGUUUACAAUUAGAGGUGAGGUCAAUGAACAUCCAACAUCCACUGAUCUUUGAAGCAAAUCAGCCAACAGACGGAGAGAAAGGGAGAAUCACGAGACACUUUCAGACACUCUGACUGUCGAAUUGGAGGCAACAUGUAUAAAGACGUUUUCACAGAAGAAAACAGAAAGGCCUUGCUGAGGAAACUUCACCCACUCUCUGUUUCUUGGGAUCGUGAUCUGACUAUGAGUCGGACCAGUUCGCUUUGCAAUCUUAAACCCAUAUAUCAACCAUACACCAGUCAAUCACAGAAGGAAUGCCCUGUUGGGGAGGAGCAGUUCAAACUGGUGGAAGAAGAGUAUAUUCAAGUAAUGUCUACUCAUUGCACAGCAGUUAAAAUAUUCAGAGGCAAAGGAAAUACAAUUAUCCUGAAGGGCCCCGACAAUGAGGUGCAGUCAGGAGCUGCGAGACUCUAUGAACUCACUAAAAAAGUGUUAGAAAAGAGAGUUAAACUUCCCAUUGAUUUAAUAACCUUCAUUAAAACCAGUGAUGCUAUCUCCAAGUACCAGAUUCAAUUCCAGAGCUUCAAAAAUCCAGUUUUUCUUGAGGUGGGAUCGGACCUGGUUCUAUUCAGUUUGUCCUCUCAUGCCUUGGAUGAUGCUUUCCAAACACUGCUGAAAGAUUUGAGCAUGGAGAUUGUGAAGCUGCAGGCGGCUGCAGCUGUAUCUCCAGAUCUAGACAGAGUGAAAGAAGUCCUGAUCAAAGCCAAAAACCAGAUAAACUGUGGGAAGCUCAGAGUGGACGUCAGCUUCAUCCCAGAACACGGAAGACCUACAGUGACCAAAGUACGACUGGUGGGCUACAGUGAAGAUGUGAAAAAGCUCAGAGAAAUUCUUCAUGACUACCAGAUUAAUCAGGCUGUGAUAGAGGAAGUGCUGGACCUGCCAAAUCCUGACCUGGUUGACUGUUUUAAUGACAUCUUAGAGUGGAUUGACGUGAAGCAGACGAAAGUAACGUUCAAAUUCUUCCAUUCUCUGAAUCCUGGUGUGCUCUUGUGUGGUCCCCGUUGUCAUGUUCAGGAGACCAAACAGGCCCUAACGUCUGCUCUAGCCAGUCUGAUAUCCGAUGCUUUGGCUCUAGACGGACCAGGGGCUUUGCGGUACUUCCGAGCAGAUGGCAAAGUGAGCAAGGAGCUGGUAGAAAGCUCCUUUAAGGUCCUUAUCAGAGAACGGAAAGGGGGAUACCAAAAAAACAAACCACCAAGCAUCCGCACUAUCACACCCAGAUUUUCUAUUAGCCCACGAUGGUGCAAAACUCCUUCAAGCAUGGCAGUCAACAAACCAAGCCUGGAGAUUAAGCUAGGCAGUUUAGUGGACGAACAGGUGAAUGUGUUGGUGGUCCCCAUGCUCGGUAUGCAGCUAAGUUCCACUAAAAUUGGAAAAUGUCUACUGAGUAAAGCAGGAAAUGCAAUCAGGAGAAGCUUUGACCUGAUGGCAGCAAAGGGAACCAUUGUACCUGGAGAUGUUCUGGAGGUUGACGGGCCUCCGUCUCUCGGCUGCUCCAAGAUCUUCUUUGUUGAAUGUCUGCGAUGGGAUGGAGUCAACGGGCAGAGCGAGCAGGCUCUUAGUAAUGGGCUGAAGAGGUGUUUGGAUCUCUGUGUACAACAUGGCUGUAGCUCUGUGGCCCUGCCAGUCAUCGGACCUGGUGUGGCCUUACAAUACCCCUGGAGAAAAGCUUUUCAAAUCCUGUCUGAGAAAAUUUUCCAGUUUGCAUCUUCCUCUUCCUCGGGGUCUCUCUCCAACAUCAACAUUGUCAUUAAACCCGAUCAUUACUCAGAGGAGUGCUACCAUGACGUCUACCAACACCUCAAGUUGAAAAUUAAACAGGGAGGCCAAGAAAUCUUCAGAUCUCUCACUAGUGAUCUCGAUGACAUCAUCGCGACCAUGGGGGGUGGAGUUAAACUACAGGUGGUGUUUGGUGACAUCAUCAAUGAGACUACUGAUGCUGUGGUGAACACGACCGACUUCAUUAACUUUCACACUGAUGGCACCUGCAGAAACAUCUUGUCAGUGGCUGGACCAAAUGUGGAGGCUCUGCUGAAAACAGCGAAAGUGAACCAGGGAGAUGUUUUCAGAACCCCACCUGGAUCAUUCCCAUGUAAAGCUAUUUUACAUGUAAGUGAAGCAAAAGAUGCAGGCGCCAUUGAACAACUGGUGUGUCGCAUCAUUCAACACUGUGAAUCCUCUGGAUACAGGUCUGUGGCCAUCCCUGCCAUCUCAGCUGGAGCUGAUGGGCUGGAUCCUGGUGUUGCUGCACAUGCCAUCCUCCGAGGAAUCAAGACUGCGACUUCAUCCUUAUCUCUCCUUUGUCUGACUAGCAUCCGCCUUGUACUGAUAAAGAUCAAAGUUUUCUCGACAUUUAAAAAGCAAAUGAUGCAGAUGUUUCCACCUGCUGUCAUCAACACAGUGUCAGGUUCUCAGUUGUUGCGUCUGCCACAACAACAGUCUCCAGUAUCUGUAAACCCAGACCUAAGCAUCCUCCAUAGCAGUUCUAGUCAGCAGUCCAUCUUCCUGUUUGUGGGUCGCUGCAGAAAGGAUGUUAAUGAUGCCAUGGUGGAGCUGAAGAAUCUGUAUCAGGCUCACUGCUCCACUAAAAUCUUCACAAAGGACAACCUUGAAGACCUCACCCAGGACGACCUGAAAGAUCUGAAGCAGCUGGUGGAGACGGAGGGUCUGUAUGUGAAGGAGGACCAGCCCGGUCGGGGCGGUUUGAUGGUGAGCGGGUUAAAAGACGGCAUCAACCAGGUGAUGCAGAUGCUUCACACCACCACUCCGCUUAGGAGAGAAAUGAGAGUCAGAGAGGAGGAUGAUUUGUACUCCCGUGUGACUUGGUGCAUCCUGGGACUUCAUGGCAGCUGGGAAAGACUCCCCAAAACAGCCAAUCUCAACCUGGAACGUAAUAAUGUCACAAAAGGUAUAGUGGACACACAGGGAAUCCUGUGGAGUGUAGAUCUACGGAAGAUGGAGGCCAAAAGACAAGUAACUGGAGGGACAACCAAUCUGAAACGGCAUGAGCAUCUACCAGAUUUCACUUUCCCCCUUUACUGGGACACUAUGGCUGUUGGUGAAAGUCUUAAAGUGGUUGCACUGCAGCCUUCCUCUGUAGAGUACCGCACAGUGGAGCAGAAAUUCACACAAACUGUCCACAAGACUGUAAUAAAGAUUGAACGUUUGCAGAAUGUUUACCUGCGUCGUGCCUAUGACGCGCGGAAAAACCACAUUUCUGAAAAGAACGGACAGGAUGUUGGAGCAGGUGAAAAGCUUCUGUACCACGGAACGAGUCAGGACACCUGUGAAUCCAUCAAAAAAAAUGGGUUCGACAGGGGUUUUUCUGGGAAAAAUGCAACUUCAUUUGGUCAGGGAACCUACUUUGCUGUAAAAGCCAGCUACUCAGCCCGCAGCACCUACUCACAAAUAGCAGAUGAUGGAUCUCAGGCCGUGUUCGUGGCCCGAGUCCUGACUGGCUUCUACACUCAGGGCAACAGCAGCAUGAGGGUGCCUCCACGUCGUGACAGCUACCAGUCCCAUGACUAUUACGACAGCGUGGUGGACAGAAUAGAUAACCCCUCCAUGUAUGUUGUGUUCCACGAUAACCAAGCCUACCCAGACUACCUCAUCACCUUCUGUUAGCCCUAAAUCCCUGUUCAGGAUUCAUGUGCACAAUUUAAACAACAGAAGGAAGUGCUAGUCAAGUGAUAAAGGUACUUCCAAUCAGGUAAUAUUGUAGUUUUAUGUGUUUGUCGCUUGAAUUGAGUUGCGUUUACUCUGUCCUCUGCUUUUUAUUGCCAUUUUCAACAGUCCAUAGUCUCAAGAGAUACAGCACACACCUGGAAAAAAGACAAUUUCUGAUAUUUGUUCUUCACUUUCCAGCAUAUAUAUUAUUUUUGACUAUAAAAAUAAUGACAUGAUAUGAUUUCUGUUUGACUUUAAAGAUAGACCUUUAAGUUUUACAUAAAUGUGGUGUAAGGUCUGUUAACAGCUGAAGCUGAGGUAGUUUGGAAAGUCAUGAGAAAAUCAGUGACGAAACAGAAAUACAGAGAAAGAGAUAUAUGUAGAAAGAGCAAGUGAGAAAUUUACAAGUUCAGUGUUGGAGUUUAUGAUCAAGAGUUACUGUGUGAAGUUUUUGACAGUGUUGUUCAUAAAAUCAAGAUGGUGGGAUGAUAACCAGUUAUCAACUCAUUACUCUUGAACUUUGUCUACAGCUGCAGUAGAAACUUGUUUUUCUCACCAGUGAACCAGGAAAUUGGCUCCAGCAGGAUGAUAAUGUUAUUUGUGUCAGCUUGUGCACACACUUUUAUAAACUGCUCACAAUAACAAGCCAAUCAUAUUCAUGGCUAUGUGUAUCUGUGCUUCCAACUGACGUUAGUUAGUUGUUUGUCUACACAGAUGGACACAGAUGGAGAUUUACAUCCACCAGAGGACGUUUUCUUCCUUUUAAUGAUAAAAACAAAGCACUGAUGAUGUAAAAAUGCUGCCAUUUUGACUGCAGAAGGGGAUAACUGCAUGUGAUUUCUGUUCUGUUGAAAAUGUUCUGUAAGAAAAAUGGAUGCAUCACUCACAUUUCCCUCAAAUUCUCAAAGUAAAAAGAUCUGAAAAUGG
Messenger RNA from Amphiprion ocellaris (clown anemonefish), 4725 nucleotides. RefSeq names its product protein mono-ADP-ribosyltransferase PARP14-like. The transcript has 14 exons. Gene Ontology annotation, biological process: negative regulation of gene expression. Gene Ontology annotation, cellular component: cytoplasm; nucleus. Gene Ontology annotation, molecular function: NAD+ poly-ADP-ribosyltransferase activity; transcription corepressor activity. The coding region runs from base 223 to 3756 and encodes 1177 amino acids. NCBI's taxonomy places the organism in Eukaryota, Metazoa, Chordata, Actinopteri, Pomacentridae. The record is from RefSeq and is a predicted model, not a curated record.